AUGGCCACCACUCCCUCGCAAAACUACGACUAUCUCAGACGCAAGCAGAGCACAAAGGCCACCGUUCCUAGCAUCACACCUGUCCGCGGCCACGCCCGGACGCCGAGUGAGCGCAAUAGCAACGGCACAGUCAGCUCGUAUGGAACUACCAACACGCGCGACACUGCCAUCACGGAGCCCCCGGCCUACUCUAAGAAGCUCGUCGUCGUCGGCGAUGGCGGUUGCGGCAAGACAUGUCUGCUGAUCAGCUACAGCUCCGGCAACUUCCCAGAGAAAUAUGUACCAACAGUCUUCGAGAACUACAUCACCCAUACGCCCCAUCCGCCCACGGGCAAGAUGGUUGAGCUGGCCCUGUGGGAUACCGCCGGCCAAGAAGAGUACGACCGCCUGCGACCCCUCUCCUACCCAGAGACAGACGUCAUCUUUGUUUGCUUCGCCAUUGACUGCCCCAACUCACUAGAAAACGUCAUGGACAAGUGGUACCCAGAAGUGCUGCAUUUCUGCCCAACAACACCGCUCAUGCUCUUGGGUCUCAAGUCCGACCUGCGCAACAAGAAGAACUGCAUCGAGCUACUCAAGACACAGGGUCUAACGCCCGUCACCACCGAGCAGGGUCGUGCCGUCGCAAAGAAAAUGGGCGCUGCCUACAUGGAGUGCAGUAGUAAAGAGCAGGAUGGUGUAGAAGAGAUCUUCGACAUGGCCGUCAUAAUGGCCGUCGGCGAGGAGCAAAGGGAGGAAGAAGAGCGCCGCGUGGGCACCGCAAACUCGUCAUCGAGAGGGAACACAUCGAAUUAUCCCGCGGGAGUCGUCAAGAAGAAGAAGCGCAGCGGCUGCAAGGUCUUGUAA
Pyrenophora tritici-repentis Pt-1C-BFP is the source of this 846-nucleotide messenger RNA. RefSeq names its product GTPase SAR1 and related small G protein. Gene Ontology annotation, cellular component: cytosol. The record is from RefSeq and is a predicted model, not a curated record. NCBI's taxonomy places the organism in Eukaryota, Fungi, Ascomycota, Dothideomycetes, Pleosporales, Pleosporaceae. Gene Ontology annotation, biological process: small GTPase-mediated signal transduction. Gene Ontology annotation, molecular function: GTPase activity; protein kinase binding; GTP binding.